GUCGCAAAUGUUGGCGGCAAAGAGGAAGUGACGUAAUACACAUGCGCGCGAUUAGGGCGUGGUUAGGGAAAGGGGAUCGGGGACUGACAUCGGGGACUGACAAAGCGCUCAGGCAGGGAGCCAUCGGUCGACAAUAAUUACUCCUGGUCAAACGCCUUUCCACAGAAACAAAAGAUGCCAGCAAAUACAAAGAACCCUUUUCAGCAUUUAAUUGAAUCUCUCAACCCUAAUGACCCACAGCAGCAGUUUUUCAACCUAUCAAAGCUCAAAGAUCAAAGAUAUGAUCGCCUGCCGUUCUCCAUCCGGGUGCUGUUGGAGUCUGCAGUCAGGAACUGCGACGAGUUUCUGGUGAAGCGCUCAGAUGUAGAGAACAUCCUGAACUGGAAGCAAACACAGACUCAGACUGUGGAGGUACCCUUCAGACCUGCUCGGGUAAUCCUUCAAGACUUCACAGGCGUUCCUGCUGUGGUGGAUUUUGCUGCCAUGCGAGAUGCAGUCAUGAAAUUAGGCGGCGAUCCAGAAAAGAUAAAUCCUGUUUGCCCUGCAGACCUAGUCAUUGAUCAUUCUAUCCAAGUGGACUUCAACAGGAAGUCUGACAGCCUUCAGAAGAACCAGGACUUGGAGUUUGACCGCAACAAAGAAAGAUUCCAGUUUUUAAAAUGGGGCUCAAAAGCUUUCAAGAACAUGCGGAUCAUUCCUCCUGGUUCAGGAAUUGUUCACCAGGUCAACUUGGAGUAUUUGGCACGGGUAGUGUUCAACCACAACGGCUUUCUCUACCCUGACAGUCUGGUGGGCACAGACUCCCACACCACCAUGAUUGAUGGCCUGGGUGUUCUUGGCUGGGGCGUUGGUGGGAUUGAGGCAGAAGCGGUCAUGCUGGGACAGCCAAUCAGCAUGGUUCUUCCAGAGGUGGUAGGAUACAAGCUGCAUGGCACCCCAGACAAGUUUAUCACCUCCACUGACAUCGUCCUCACAGUUACAAAGCACCUUCGCCAAGUGGGCGUGGUAGGGAAGUUUGUUGAGUUCUUUGGAUCAGGUGUAGCCCAGCUAUCCAUCGCUGACCGAGCCACCAUCGCCAACAUGUGUCCAGAGUAUGGAGCCACAGCGGCGUUCUUCCCAGUGGACGUCAUCAGUGUUAAAUACCUGGAGCAGACAGGACGAGAGCCGCAGACUCUGGCCUACAUCGAAAACUACCUGAAGGCUGUGGCCAUGUUCAGAAACUACAAUGAUGCCACCCAGGAUCCAGAUUUCACUCAUAUAGUAGAGUUGGAUCUCAGCACAGUGGUUCCAUGUUGCAGUGGUCCCAAACGGCCUCAGGACAGAAUUCCUGUCUCUGACAUGAAAAAAGACUUUGAAUGCUGCCUGGGAGCAAAGCAUGGAUUCAAGGGUUUUCAGGUACCUCCUGAACGUCACAGCACUACCGUCCCUUUUCACUUCAGUGGUAAAGAAUACACGCUGAGCCACGGCUCUGUGGUCAUUGCAGCAAUCACCAGCUGCACCAACACCAGCAACCCAUCUGUCAUGCUUGGAGCAGGACUUCUGGCUAAGAAAGCCAUUGAACAUGGACUGAGUGUGAAACCGUACAUCAAAACAAGCCUUUCGCCCGGCAGCGGAGUGGUAACCUAUUAUCUGAAGGAGAGCAGCGUCUUGGACUACCUCUCUCAGCUGGGCUUUGAAGUAGUUGGCUACGGUUGCAUGACGUGUAUCGGCAACAGCGGGCCGCUGGCCCAGCAGGUGGUAGAGGCUAUAACCCAGGGGGACCUGAUAGCUGCUGGCAUUCUGUCAGGGAACAGGAACUUUGAGGGUCGAGUCCAUCCCAACACCAGAGCAAAUUACCUGGCUUCUCCACCGCUUGUCAUUGCUUAUGCGAUUGCUGGGACUGUGAGGAUCGACUUUGAAACUGAGCCCAUUGCCAUUAACUGUGACGGUAGGGAGGUCUAUUUGAGGGACAUUUGGCCAACACGUGAGGAGAUCCAGGCUGUGGAAAAAGCUUUUGUUGUUCCUUCCAUGUUCAGAGAAGUCUAUGAGAAGAUUGAGAAAGUGAACGAACGUUGGAACACUCUGGAUGCUCCUUCUGACAAGCUGUACACCUGGGAUCCUAAAUCAACUUACAUCAAGUCUCCACCGUUUUUUGAGGGUUUGACCAUGAAGCUGCAGCCUCCUCAGUCCAUAAAGGAUGCAUAUGUCCUGCUAAACUUGGGAGACUCAGUCACCACCGAUCACAUCUCUCCUGCUGGAAACAUUGCCAGGAACAGUUCAGCGGCACGUUACCUCACGGACAGAGGUUUGACCCCUCGAGACUACAACUCUUACGGCUCACGUCGAGGAAAUGAUGCAGUGAUGGCCAGGGGAACAUUUGCAAACAUCCGCCUCUACAACAAGUUCCUCGGCAAGCAGGCGCCACAGACCCUCCACCUGCCGAGUGGAGAAACGCUGGAUGUGUUUGAUGCUGCAGAGAGGUACCGGCGAUCCAGUGAGCCGCUAUUGGUUCUGGCAGGGAAAGAGUAUGGCUCAGGGAGCUCCAGAGACUGGGCAGCUAAGGGCCCAUUUCUGCUGGGAAUCAAGGCAGUUUUGGCUGAGAGCUAUGAGAGGAUCCACCGCAGCAACCUUGUGGGAAUGGGAGUAAUUCCUCUGGAGUUUCUCCCAGGAGACUCUGCAGACAGCCUGGGACUGACGGGGAAGGAGCGCUACACCAUCACCAUCCCAGAGCAGCUAACACCCAGGAUGCUGGUGGAUGUGAAGCUGGACUCUGGGCAAACUUUCCAAGUGCGCAUGAGAUUUGACACAGACGUGGAGCUUACCUACUUCCACCAUGGAGGAAUCCUUAACUACAUGAUACGCAAGAUGUUAUGAAACUAAACCCAUCAUUCAUUCAGAAAACAACUGACAAAACCCUUUCUAAAAGGAUUAUUUUCCAUAAAUGCUGCAGAAAUGGAAAACGGUUUCUGACCAGUAACACAGAUUACUGUUUGUCUUUAGAAUUAUACCCUGAGCUAAAUUUGGAAUGUAAGAUAGAAAACACUUCAACUGAAGGAAGCUGCCAAUUUUGUUGUUCAAUGGAGUCCUUUUCAUAAGGUUUAACAAAAUGCACUUGUUUCACCUGCAGAUGGGAACAAUGCACUUACUAAUCCAGAUAAGGAGCAGCUUGUCAGUCAGUCAGUCAGUCAGUCAGUCUGGCUGUUGUCAGCACAACAAGGAUAGCUACACUAAGCAAUCCACAACAUAAUAUAAUGCCAUAUGGCGAGCCAUACAAGGAAAGAGUGGGAGGUGGACCAAAUGUUGGCUGUUCAGAAUUGUGUCAGAGAUGCUAAAUUGACUUUUCCUUUGAAAAUGUGAUUAGCAUUCCAGCAGUGGAAUGUUCUAUGCAGCCGCUGUACCUCUGACUUUGAUUGCCUUGUUGACGCUGUGUAAGGACUUGCUGCUACUGUGCUUUUUUUUUUUUUUGGCUUUACUGCAACAAGAAAAUGUGAACCAGAAAUAACUGAUUCAAUAAAUAAAAGCUGGAUUGAUGAGCUGGA
This is a messenger RNA of Oryzias melastigma (Indian medaka), 3518 nucleotides long. RefSeq names its product aconitase 1, soluble (gene aco1). Gene Ontology annotation, cellular component: mitochondrion; cytosol. Gene Ontology annotation, biological process: citrate metabolic process; tricarboxylic acid cycle. Gene Ontology annotation, molecular function: 4 iron, 4 sulfur cluster binding; iron-responsive element binding; aconitate hydratase activity. Lineage: Eukaryota; Metazoa; Chordata; Actinopteri; Beloniformes; Adrianichthyidae. The record is from RefSeq and is a predicted model, not a curated record.